This is a messenger RNA of Suncus etruscus (white-toothed pygmy shrew), 851 nucleotides long. Its product is annotated as CD209 antigen-like protein C. The record is from RefSeq and is a predicted model, not a curated record. Lineage: Eukaryota; Metazoa; Chordata; Mammalia; Eulipotyphla; Soricidae. The coding region runs from base 40 to 759 and encodes 239 amino acids. The transcript is spliced from 7 exons.
GUGUUGCCUUCAGAAAAGCGGACAUUUGUGAAUCUAGACAUGGUUCAGGACGACACUGGACGGUUUCAGACUCUGAGCAGGUGGUCAGGGCGCUUACCCAAGGUCAGCUUUGGUCUCCUGCAGCUUUUAGUCUCUCUGACUUUCUUCCUGCUCCUGGUCAUUGUCUUGAUUAAAGUCUCCACGGUUCACCAGUCUGUGCAAAACCAGACUGAAGAGCUUCAGCAGAAAUGUAUCUUGAACGAGACAUCAGGCAUGGAAAAAGUUGAGGCUCCUCAGAAGCAGAUCCAGGCAAUAGCUCAUCCUGAGCUGGAUGUGCUCAGGCAGUAUCUGGCCUGGAUGAAUGUCACCUUGGAGAGGCUCUGCCGACCCUGCCCCUGGGACUGGGAGUUCUUCUUAGGCAGUUGCUACUGGUUCUCCAAGUCCCUGAACAAUUGGAAAUCUUCCAUGUCUGCCUGUGAGCUUCUGAAUGCCCAACUGGUGGUCAUCAACAGCGAGGCAGAGGAGAAAUUCCUCCAGUCUUGGGAAGCCCGGCACAAGAAGAGAACCUGGAUUGGCCUUAGUGAUCAUCAAAAUGAGGGGUCCUGGCGGUGGGUAGACAACACCCCCAUUGAACUCAGCUACUGGAAACAAGGAGAACCCAACAACGAUGAGGAUGAGGACUGCGUGGAAUUGUACAACGAUGGUUGGAAUGAUGACAAAUGUAAUCAAGAAAAGGUUUGGAUCUGUGAGAAGACAGCGGUGCCCUGCCCUGCAUUGUGAUGACUGCUGUCCCCACUCAGAGGCUGCCAUGGUCUCUGGAACGUGCUCCAUCCCGUGAAGCUUCCUCCUCCAGAACCUUGGAGACCCGAGAG